Molecule: messenger RNA, 3127 nt
Organism: Onychomys torridus (southern grasshopper mouse)
Lineage: Eukaryota; Metazoa; Chordata; Mammalia; Rodentia; Cricetidae
Gene: Enox2
Product: ecto-NOX disulfide-thiol exchanger 2
Exons: 12
Coding region: 34-1779 (581 amino acids)
Biological process (GO): ultradian rhythm
Cellular component (GO): plasma membrane; external side of plasma membrane
Molecular function (GO): RNA binding; protein-disulfide reductase activity
Source: RefSeq, a predicted model, not a curated record
AAUACUAGAACUCUGAAUGUAGAUUCCACUGCAAUGACGCUGCCUGUGUCUGAUCCAAAUGCAUGGGCCACAGCAAUGAAUAAUCUUGGAAUGGCUCCACUGGGAAUCGCUGGACAACCAAUUUUACCUGACUUCGAUCCUGCCCUUGGAAUGAUGACUGGAAUACCGCCAAUAACUCCAAUGAUGCCUGGUUUGGGAAUAGUCCCUCCACCAAUUCCUCCAGAUAUGCCUGUAGUAAAAGAGAUCAUACACUGCAAAAGCUGCACUCUCUUCCCUCCCAACCCAAACCUCCCACCACCUGCAACACGAGAGAGACCACCAGGAUGUAAGACAGUAUUUGUGGGUGGCCUGCCUGAAAAUGGGACAGAACAGAUCAUUGUGGAAGUAUUUGAGCAGUGUGGAGAAAUCAUUGCUAUCCGGAAGAGCAAAAAGAACUUCUGUCACAUUCGCUUUGCUGAGGAGUAUAUGGUAGAUAAAGCCCUUUAUCUGUCUGGUUACCGAAUUCGCCUGGGCUCAAGUACUGACAAGAAGGACACAGGCCGGCUCCAUGUUGACUUUGCCCAGGCUCGGGAUGACUUGUAUGAGUGGGAAUGUAAACAGCGUAUGCUAGCAAGGGAGGAGCGGCACCGUAGACGGAUGGAGGAGGAAAGACUGCGUCCACCCUCCCCACCCCCAGUGGUCCACUAUUCAGAUCACGAAUGCAGCAUUGUUGCUGAGAAACUAAAAGAUGAUUCCAAAUUCUCGGAAGCUGUGCAGACCUUGCUCACCUGGAUAGAGAGAGGAGAAGUGAACCGCCGCAGUGCCAACCACUUCUACUCCAUGAUCCAGUCAGCCAACAGCCAUGUCCGUCGCCUGCUGAACGAGAAAGCUGCCCAUGAAAAAGAAAUGGAAGAAGCAAAAGAGAAGUUCAAGCAGGCCCUUUCUGGAAUUCUUAUUCAGUUUGAGCAGAUAGUAGCUGUGUACCAUUCUGCUUCCAAACAGAAGGCAUGGGACCACUUCACAAAAGCCCAGCGUAAAAACAUCAGUGUUUGGUGCAAACAAGCUGAGGAAAUCCGCAACAUUCAUAAUGAUGAAUUAAUGGGAAUCAGAAGAGAAGAAGAAAUGGAAAUGUCUGAUGAUGAAAUAGAAGAAACAACAGAAACAAAAGAAACGGAGGAAUCAGCCUUAGUAUCACAGGCAGAAGCUCUGAAGGAGGAAAAUGACAGCCUCCGUUGGCAGCUAGAUGCCUACCGGAAUGAGGUAGAACUGCUCAAGCAAGAACAAGGCAAAGCCCACCGGGAAGAUGACCCAAACAAGGAACAGCAGCUGAAACUUCUGCAACAAGCCCUUCAAGGGAUGCAACAGCAUCUGCUCAAAGUCCAAGAGGAAUACAAAAAGAAAGAAGCUGAACUUGAAAAACUCAAAGAUGACAAGUUACAGGUGGAAAAAAUGUUGGAAAAUCUCCAAGAUAAGGAAAACUGUGCUUCUAGACUGUGUGCAUCAAGCCAGGAAAGUGACCACCCUCUUGAGAAGACCAUGGCCGGCAGUCCUAUCAAAUCUGAACGGGAAGCACUGCUAGUGGGGAUCAUCUCCACAUUCCUUCAUGUUCACCCAUUUGGAGCGAGCAUUGAAUACAUCUGUUCCUACUUGCACCGUCUGGAUAAUAAGAUCUGCACCAGUGAUGUGGAAUGUCUGAUGAGUAGACUCCAGCAUACCUUCAGACAGGAAAUGACCGGAGUUGGAGCCAGCCUAGAGAAGCGGUGGAAAUUCUGCGGUUUUGAGGGCUUGAAGCUGACCUGAAUCUCCACCUAGCAAUUUGGGAUCCUAAACAUAAAUGUGUGCUGGACAAGCUUAGAACAUGACUUUGUAUCUCAGUGGUUUUCAAGUGGACGUUGUUUUCAAUUUGUCAGUUCAUUCCUGAAUAUCUUUCAAGUUAAAAUAAGGAUCCUAGAACAGCACCUCAAGCUACAGGUCCUAAAAAGAAAUUGCCUCAAACCUCAAGUGCUGUAACUUCCUCCUAUUUCUGGCAAUUGGUUGUCUUUUCUUAUAAGUAGUAUCAAGAAAUUCCUGAGGCUAAAAAGUAUUUGGAAUGUUUUCAGUGUCUGUACUACUGUUGUAGACUUUGUAUGUUUUCAACACUGUUAACUGAAAUGUUUUGAUGAUUUGUGUGUGGUUUGUGUUUCUAGAUUUCUCUUCACAUGUUGCUACUUGUAAAAAGGAAUAAGAGGAGUGUUAGGAACUCCCUGCAACUGCCAUUGUCUUUCCAGUAAAUGAAUAAUCCAUCAGUGUCUUCUCCAAGGUGCUUCACCAGUUCACCUUUAACAAACAAGCAUGAACUGUGGCUUUUUGUAAAAGUACUAUGAACCAAAAGUGACAAACGUUCCAAAGUUAUUUUCUCUAAUAGAUAAAAGGUCUAUUUCAGAAUUUUAAAGCAAGAAAUCUAGAUGUAUUCAAAGAAAGUCUCCAGUGCAACUAUUGUGUUUGUGCUUUUAAGAACUACUUGUAAAUAGUCUGCUUUUAAAAGAGGGCAUGUUUAGUUUUCUAUGAAUUAAAAUCAGCCAGGCGUGCGCACAUGUGCACAUAUUGGCAGAAGGGAUUUAUUUUAAUAGUCCUUCCCCUCUGGCCUUCUUACAGUCUGUUGGUUCCUUUCUUCCUACUGUUAGUGUGUUGAAUUGCAAACUAUGUACUGCUGUAAAUACUGUUUACUUCAUGCUGACUGUUUGUAAAGAACCGAUUUGAAUAUUGAACGUAAUGAACUAAUGAAUAAAUAACAGGCGGGGUGUGUAAGGCUUCCUGCACAUAUGUCAACUCCCCUCAGAAUGCUGACUGAUACGGAUAGCUCUGGUUCAGUUGUGCCCAUCUGUACAUUGCGAUGGCCUCGCCAAGUUUAAGUGGACCAUUCAAGAAGUCCUGCUUGAUAGGAAAAGAAAACGGCAGAAUUUGAGGCUGUUAUCCUGAGGUAGAGAUGGUCUUUGUUAUUUUUGUGGUAGUAAUGGUGGUACUUCUAAUUACACAAGCAUGGCCUCCCUUGAGUUCACUAGAAGGUAAGAGAAUACACUGAGUGAGCAUAGGCAAUGAGAGGAUUGCCUGAAAAUACUUUGCAAAUGAGAUGUGAGUAGUGUUCAAAGAUGUAUUUUUAAAAUACAAA